AUGGUGCAGGGGCUGAGCCUCCAGAACAGCCCUGCUGUGCCCGGUGCACCCUGGCAUGAAGGUGGCUGGGACAAGGAGGGCAGCAGCGGAGUAAUGCUGGGGCUCCCUGGGGAGAAACAUGGCCACGGCUCUGGGGAUGGCUCUCAGCUGGAUGGAACCACGCAGCUGCUACUGGAGAAGUCAGUGAGAGAAGUGUGGCCCUGGCUGCCAAACCCUGACACCAACAGAGCUGCUGCGGUAAAAAAGAGCAGCACAGCAAGAAAGGUGUCCCUGUCCCUUGAUGUCCCCACACACAUCCUGAGGAUCCUGCUGGACUUGGCCCGGGAGAAGGAGCUGCAAGCCAAGGCAGCUGCCAAUGCCGAGCUGAUGGCACGCAUUGGGCGCAGGAAGUGAGCACAACACGCACCAUGGCCAAAGGACUUUGUGUGGCCACGGAGGCUGCUGGCAGUCGCUCCCUGCACCCAGCCGUGCAGGUGCAGGAUUUAGCCCCGGACAGUCUGAUCCUUGGCAUGUGCUGCAUAGAUGGUGUGCACACAGCAGCUGUUGUUCUAACCUGACGUCAGCACUGUGGGAGCAAAGCCCCAGCCGAGACAGCCCUGGUGACACCGUGCCUGGUGCAGCGGAGUCUGUGUGGGCACGUCCUUGUCCCCAGUGCACCUCUGCUGAUGUGCCCCAGAAUUGCCCAUGCAUGCCUUCCGACCCCCAGUUUUCCAUGUACCCUCUGUCGAGAUGCUCUGUACACCAUAAAGUUCAC
Lagopus leucura (white-tailed ptarmigan) is the source of this 754-nucleotide messenger RNA. RefSeq names its product urocortin 2 (gene UCN2). The transcript has a single exon. Gene Ontology annotation, biological process: digestion; adenylate cyclase-activating G protein-coupled receptor signaling pathway; hormone-mediated signaling pathway. NCBI's taxonomy places the organism in Eukaryota, Metazoa, Chordata, Aves, Galliformes, Phasianidae. The record is from RefSeq and is a predicted model, not a curated record. Bases 1 to 393 code for a protein of 130 amino acids. Gene Ontology annotation, molecular function: hormone activity; corticotropin-releasing hormone receptor 2 binding. Gene Ontology annotation, cellular component: extracellular region.